This is a messenger RNA of Gaeumannomyces tritici R3-111a-1, 921 nucleotides long. RefSeq lists its product as hypothetical. The coding region runs from base 1 to 921 and encodes 306 amino acids. Lineage: Eukaryota; Fungi; Ascomycota; Sordariomycetes; Magnaporthales; Magnaporthaceae. The record is from RefSeq and is a predicted model, not a curated record. The transcript has 2 exons.
AUGAGUGACGCCAACGGGCCUCAAGCCCUCUACAGCUCCGGGCCGGAACCGGUCAAGCACGACAGCGACUACCCCCAGCUUCACAUAGUGACACCACAGCAGGGCCAGGGAUGGCAAGGACAGCCUCACACUCCGGAGACGAGCUACGGGGCGACCUCCCCGCCACCGCCACAGCACCAGCAGAUGCCAGCGAUGACGACGGCUUGGCAAAACGGGCACCAGCAGGAGCAGCAGCAACACGAAAAGCACACCGGCGACGGCGGCAGGAGCCCGCGCCACCCCGACCGGCUGCUCGCCUCCGCCGCCUGCCUCCUCCUGGGCAUCAUCAUCGGGGGCGCAGUCGUCGGCGGCGCCCUGGGUUCCAUGCUGGCCGGCCGGCCGGCGGCGGGGACGGCAGCCGCUCCCACCGCCGCCGCAGAAUGCAAAACGUCACCGGCAUCAAACCAGAGCACCGCCUCAUCAGCGCCACCAGCCGCGGGCACGUCAGGAACAGUCACGAUGCUCACAAACUACGAGGCCGCCAGCUGGCGCAACGUCAGCACGCUCGCAUUUCCCUGCCCCCGGCAGGAAGGGCUGACGGUCACGGCGUUCGAGGGUUCCCGGUUCAGGAUAGAGUGCGGGAUCGACUCGGCCGGCUUGGGCACGGAGGCUCCCGGCACCACGAUGGAGGACCUGCAGUCCGCCAUAGCGUACAGCUUCGAGGACUGCGUUUUCGCGUGCGCCAGCCUCAACAGGGAGUCCCCCAGGGUUCAGAAGCAGCAAGGGCUAUCGAACCCGUCCGUGGUCUGCCGCACCGUGGUGUGGCGCGCGAGGAUGGACGAGGAUAUUUUCAAAUCCGCGGGCGGGAACUGUUUUCUGAAGAACGCGACGCGUGCUGCUGGGGGGGAAGGGAGGGCUUGUCCGCAGUGUACUUUGCUUUGA